UUGUUUACGUUUAUAUAUAACCACCCAAAACCCAAAACCCAAAACCCUAAAUACAACGCUCUCACAGCUCACAACCAAAGCCCCGAAUUCAGAGAGAAGAUGAAUCACAUAGCAGCAAUGGAAGAACAAUUGGUAUCAGAAAGAAUAAAACAAAAGCUAAACCAAGUAAAUCUUGCUGCCCAAACCCAUCUCUCUCCCGUCCAAGACCAUGUCAAUUUCACCCUUCAGCAAGCCUACUUCAAAUGCGCAUAUGAGUGUUUUGAUAGGAGAAGAAGUCAACAAGAGAUUAGCAAUUGUGUCGAAAAUUGCAGUGUUCCUGUUGUGACUGCUCAACAGAGAGUUGAGGGUGAGAUGGCCAAGUUUCAAGAGAGGUUGAGCAGGGCACUGAUGGUCUGUCAAGACAAGCAUGAUGUAGCUAAGCAACAAAAGGCCACAAAUACACUGAACAAUUUGGAGUCAUGCGUUGAAGAGGCAACCCAAGAUAGCAUAAAGACACUGCCACAUCUUGCCGAAACAUUGAAGGCUUCCUUGUCGAUCAACAGUUCAGUGAGUAAUAAUUAACGUAUCAGCCCGUGAGAAUUGAUAACGGAUAUCAAAUUUUUUCGCAAUUUAUCUUUUGUAAUGGGGAGGCAACCCUUGAGACCCGUCUUGUCGAUCAUGAAAUGCGAUGUGCGUAAAGGGAAGUGAAAAUAACUAGGAACUCGGUUCAUCUCAAAAUUGGUUUGGUAGAGCGCAUUUGCACCUCUAGAUUACUGAUUUAGUUUUUCUGCAUGCUGAUUUAUGUAACAAGUAAGAGUAAGCUGGCACUCUCUUAAGCAAGCAAGAC
Molecule: messenger RNA, 826 nt
Organism: Prunus avium (sweet cherry)
Lineage: Eukaryota; Viridiplantae; Streptophyta; Magnoliopsida; Rosales; Rosaceae
Cellular component (GO): cytoplasm
Source: RefSeq, a predicted model, not a curated record